This is a messenger RNA of Morchella sextelata, 753 nucleotides long. RefSeq lists its product as uncharacterized. Gene Ontology annotation, molecular function: chromatin binding; nucleic acid binding. The coding region runs from base 1 to 753 and encodes 250 amino acids. The transcript has a single exon. Gene Ontology annotation, biological process: negative regulation of transcription by RNA polymerase II; chromatin organization. The record is from RefSeq and is a predicted model, not a curated record. Lineage: Eukaryota; Fungi; Ascomycota; Pezizomycetes; Pezizales; Morchellaceae. Gene Ontology annotation, cellular component: pericentric heterochromatin.
AUGGAACAAUACCUCCGAAGCUAUGUUUCCUAUCAACAAGACGACUGGGUCCGAUGGCUACCGAUGGCUGAAUUUGCAACCAACAACCACGUUUCCGAAACAACAAAAGUUUCCCCCUUUUAUGCUAAUUCGGGAAGAAAUCCUAGGAUAACAUUUGGGCCUUUGGAACAUGGUAGAACGACGGCGGAAGAUCAAGCUAAUAGCAUUGCGCGAGAAAUGAUGGAUAUCAUCGACUUCUUACGAAAUGAUAUGUUCCGAGCACAAAGGAUUCAAGAAGAGUCGGCCAAUAUGAAUCGGAUUCCGGCCCCUCACUACCGUGUGGGAGAUAAAGUUUUCCUGUCGACACGCCAUGUCCUUACGAAACGACCUUCGAAGAAAUUCGAUUGGAAACGUAUUGGACCGUAUGUUGUAAAACGAAUUGUCAAUCCCUAUGCCUAUGAAUUAGAACUCCCUCGUUCGAUGAAAAUACAUCCGGUAUUCCACGUUUCGUUAUUGUCGCCCGCAGCCAAUGAUCCCUUGCCCGGUCAGGAAGAACUACCUCCACCCCCAGUUGAAAUUGAAGGACAGGAGGAGUGGGAGGUUGAAGAUAUUUUGGACUCGAGGAAGCGCCGGGGGAGAUUCGAAUAUCUAGUGAAGUAUGUCGGGUAUGAUGAAGCUUCUUGGCAACCAUUGUCGGACGUCGAACAUUCGCCCGAUAUUGUUAAACGAUUCCACAAACGUUACCCACGGAAGCCUAAGCCUACCAGGAGGUAG